Messenger RNA from Penicillium maclennaniae, 2355 nucleotides. RefSeq lists its product as uncharacterized. The record is from RefSeq and is a predicted model, not a curated record. The transcript has a single exon. The coding region runs from base 1 to 2355 and encodes 784 amino acids. NCBI's taxonomy places the organism in Eukaryota, Fungi, Ascomycota, Eurotiomycetes, Eurotiales, Aspergillaceae.
AUGGCCCACCUCACAAGGCCUGAUCUAGAUAUGGACAAUCCGUCCUCUGAUGUGGGCGACAGUCAGGAUUCGCCGCUGCGCCGACAGUUCUCCGAGCCUUUCCGGCCACAGUCAACUUCCACCCAAAUUUCUCAGUCACCCGAACCAUUUGCGCGCAACUUAAAAUGCGACUGGUGUGGCAAACUUUUAGAGUAUCCGCAAGAUGGUUCCAUCUCUGAAGAAGAGAUACUCAAUGCCCAUGUGGCUGAAGAACAUCCUUCACAUGACCAAUACGGUUAUGAGGAAGAUGAGGUCGAUGAAGAUGCUGAUGAACUCGAAGAAGGUGAAGAUGUUGAUGUCGAAGAUGGCGAAGACGAUGUUGAAGGUGAAGAGGCCGAAGCCGAGGCCGAGGUUGACGGUGAAGAACAUGAACAACUCGACAUCAACGGCGAUGAAAUCGUGAAUGGUAUCACUCAGUCCAAAGGCGUGCAUGGCGAAGAAGAGCCUGUGACUGCUGCUCCAUCUAUGAAUGGCGAGCACAGCGACGCAGAGCAUGAAACCGGCAAAAUUUCUUUCAUUCCCAUUAAAACCGCCCAAGACACGUCUGGAAAACGUGACCUCAUUGAGUGGCUCUCAAAUCCUCGAAGUACCUUUGCAGAGGAUUACAAACGACGCGUGGCUGAGUGGCAAGGCCCGCAGAUGAACGAUCGUCUUUCCAAAAUCUGGACAGUCAACGAUGUCAGCAACUUUUGUCCCACUUACGAACAUGACCUGGCCAGAGUGGACAACACAUGGCAACACGUCUUUCACGAUGCAAAGCCAAAGAAACGCGAUGCAUCUGAGCCUUUGGUCCGACCUGAUCCGUACAAAAAGACCAAGACUGAAAACGGUCAGUUCCUUGAUCUGAACUCAAUGGAUGAUUUGUUGGAAGUGCUUCGCAAGCCUGAGAAUUUAUCACCUGAAGAACUGUACGCUGCCACCGAGGCUGUGGCGUUCGCAAUGAAAGUUUGGCAAGAUGAAUAUCUCGCUCUCGACCAGCUCUACCUCCAGGCUCAUCGCCAUCAUCGGAGCGCACUUCCAGCGGAUGCCAAGCGAGACUUGAACAUGGGUAACAAGAAAAAGACCAGUCACCCACUCGCCCGAGUACCAGAGGACCCUCGUGACCACGAGGAUAGGAAAGAAGCGCAAUUGUAUGGGUACAAGCAUAUCUUCCACAAUCAGAAUGUCAGCACUGCUGUCGUCUGGAACCCGCAAAAUCCGUUUACUCAGGGCGGCUUUGUUCCAACUACAGCACAGGGAAGGAAGAUGGCUGCCAAAGUCGCACCCGGCGAUCGAAACCCCGACGGUUGGGUUCCUGUCAUUAGAGAUGGCACUGAGUUCAUACCUAAGCUGUACGAGAUUCGGAAGGAGCCACUGCCACCAAAGCAUACUCGCAAGCGCAAGGCCGUAGAAGUCGAUACAUCAAAGACUGACACUGAGACUCAAAAUGACUCGGCAGAAGAGACCGAAGAGGAGGAGAUCCAUUCCGCGAAGCGUCGUACCAGAGGCCGUGGUGGUCGACGUGCUACCUUUGAGGCAUACCAGCCAGUCGAUCCCCCUGUCAGUACACCUCGCGGCCGCGGACGAGGCCGUGGUCGUGGCCGUGGCCGAGGCGUUGGCCGCCCUCCCUUGACUCGGGCUUCUUUGGAUUCAAAUCAACCUGUCGUCUACACUCCUACCUCUGGUCGAGGCCGAGGCCGACGCGGUGCAAGCACCGUGGUUGCCGCUACUCCCAUUGUCUCACGCUCGACCGAGGAGACUGCAUCAAUGCCUGCUGAUUCUCCAGCUCCGGAACCAAACUCUUCGUCCAAGGCCACAACUUCUCUGAGGCGUGAUGCUACCCAAGAGGAGAUUGAAGAAGCUCGCCGCUUAAAGAUCAUGAAUUCCAAGAAUCCCAAGCGAACGAAGGCCAUGCUCGACCACUGGGAGCGCUUCAACCGCGAAGGACGUAUCCGAAACCCCAAGCGAUCCAAGGCCCAAAUUGAGCAGGAUCGCGUGCAUGAAGAUGUCCGGAAAGUCAAGGAAGUCUCUCGGCCUCCUGGUCGCCGCCGCCGCUCUCCUUCCCUUGCUCCUAUCCCCACGGGAAAUCUCGCACCCAAGGCCCCCAACACUAUGCCUCCCAUGGCCCCCAUGGCCGGUCAACCUCCCCACAUGGGCCCUGGUCCUACUCUACCGCCCAUUGGCAUGGCACACUACGCCUCAAAUCCCUACAACGCACCCCCUCUUCCUCCCCAUGCUCACCUUGGCCAGCCUAUGCCGCCUGCUGCUCAAUACGCUCCAUUCCCUUAUGUAACCUACCCACCCAUGGGCGGCCUACCUCCUCCCCCCCAAUCCUGA